Sparassis crispa is the source of this 1497-nucleotide messenger RNA. Its product is annotated as Chitinase 1. The coding region runs from base 1 to 1497 and encodes 498 amino acids. The record is from RefSeq and is a predicted model, not a curated record. Gene Ontology annotation, cellular component: extracellular region. Gene Ontology annotation, molecular function: chitinase activity; carbohydrate binding. NCBI's taxonomy places the organism in Eukaryota, Fungi, Basidiomycota, Agaricomycetes, Polyporales, Sparassidaceae. Gene Ontology annotation, biological process: carbohydrate metabolic process. The transcript has 16 exons.
AUGUCCUCCUUAUCCCUCCGUAUAUUGUGUGCCUUCGUGCUUUCGUUGAGCUUGAAUCUUCUCGGAGUUGCCGCGUUCGACAUCAGUUUGUAUGACAAUGUUGCGGUAUACUGGGGCCAAGACUCUUACGGCGCAACCCAUACGUAUGCUGCUCAACAGCCGAUAUCCUACUACUGCCAGGAUGAUGCGAUCGACGUAAUCCCGAUUGCGUUUGUGGACACCUUCUUCGGCACUGGAGGCCUCCCGGAACUCAACCUGGCCAAUACAUGCAACGCCACAGUUAAUGGGUAUUACAGCGGUACUGAGCUGCUGAACUGCACCUAUUUGGCAUCCGAUAUCGAAUACUGUCAAUCUCAGGGUAAGGCUGUAACUAUCAGCCUCGGAGGUGCUGGGGGCGGCGUUGGUUUCUCGAAUGAUAGCGAGGCUCAGACCUUCGCGGACACUAUCUGGAAUACCUUCUUGGGAGGCUCGAGUUCGACGCGGCCAUUUGGCAGCGCUGUCCUUGACGGUGUUGACCUGGAUAUCGAGGGUGGCUCUACCACUGGGUAUGCAGCCUUCGUCACUCAGCUCCGCACGUAUUUCACUGGGGCAAGCAAACAAUACUACGUGUCCGCUGCUCCUCAGUGCGUCUAUCCUGAUGCGUACAUUGGUCUUGCGCUGGACGAUGCGUAUUUUGACGCGGUUUAUGUUCAAUUCUACAAUAACCCUUGCGGUCUUCAGAACUUUGAUGAUGCGUCUGGAUGGAAUUUCGGUAUAUGGGAUAUCUGGGCGCGCACGAUCAGUCCCAACCCGAACGUCAAGGUAUAUAUCGGGGCUCCCGCGUCGAGCACAGCAGCGGGCACCGGGUACCAGAAUAUCUCGACCCUUUCCUCCAUCGCGAUCACGACGCGCAACUCCUUCCCCUCCUUCGGUGGGGUGAUGCUCUGGGAUGCCUCGCAGGCCUACGAGAACGAUCGGUAUGACCUUGCUAUCAAGAACGCGCUCGUCGGUGCGGGCGCUACUGGCUUCACGUACCCCGCGUGCUCUGCGCCCGCAUGGGAAAGCGGGGUGGGAUAUUCGGGCGGUUCACAGGUGUCGUACAACGGUUACAUCUGGGAGGCGAAGUACUAUGCCUCGGACGAACCGUCCAACAAUGCCAACGGCGACUGGAAUCCUAUCAGCGCAUGCACGGGCACGGCCCCGUCCUCCACGGCGAGCGGCACUAGCGCGACGGCGAGCCAGACGGGUACCUCGGGCGGCUCGUGCGCGGGCAUCGCGGAGUGGUCGAGCAGCGUCGCAUACACCGGCGGCGAGCAAGUGCAGUACAACGGCGAGCUGUGGACAGCGCAGUACUGGACUGAGGGCGAUACCCCUGGCGGCACUGCGGGCGUGUGGACCCUCGUCGGCCCGUGCACGUCGUCGUCGUCUAGUACGGCUGCAGCAGCUGUUGCCGCAAGGGCCACUCCAGCUCCGGAGCUGAAGAGCGCGAACUCGAACUCGCGGUUCUUCCGUCUGUGA